GCAAGCAAGGCAGCCCAGACGUGCUUCUUUGAGACAUUGAGGGCUGAAAUAGGUUCUGAUUUGGGGAUCACUAUUGUGAGUCCCGGAGUGGUUCAGUCUGAAAUGACAGAAACCCCAGAAUUUCAAUCUCAAGUUAAUUCAGACAUGAUACCGAGUCAGUCAACAGAAGUGUGUGCGAAGGCAAUUGUGGACAGUGCUUGCCGUGGAGACAUGGACUUGACGGAGCCGUCGUGGAUUCGGUUCGCAUUUUGGCUUAGGGUUUACUGUCCUCAGCUACUCGAGAGCAUUACUCAUUCCGACUCGAUCAAAAGGCCAAGGAGUACUCCCUCAGACAAAGAAAAUUAG
This is a messenger RNA of Fragaria vesca subsp. vesca, 345 nucleotides long. RefSeq lists its product as uncharacterized. The record is from RefSeq and is a predicted model, not a curated record. The transcript has 2 exons. Lineage: Eukaryota; Viridiplantae; Streptophyta; Magnoliopsida; Rosales; Rosaceae. The annotation marks the transcript as partial.